Messenger RNA from Diachasma alloeum, 556 nucleotides. RefSeq lists its product as uncharacterized. The coding region runs from base 12 to 536 and encodes 174 amino acids. Lineage: Eukaryota; Metazoa; Arthropoda; Insecta; Hymenoptera; Braconidae. The record is from RefSeq and is a predicted model, not a curated record. The transcript is spliced from 2 exons.
AACGUGUACCAAUGGUCCAAAUAAACAUGAGAGUUUUCAAGAUAAUUUCGCUGUUACUCCUCUCAAUUCUGAGUGGAUUCGACUGUUCUCCAGUGUCAUCGCUUCGUCUGGAGCACAGGGGCGGCCCCGAGGAGGACUCGGGCCUGGCCCUGGAUAAUUACGAGCUUCAGGAGCCAUCAUCAACGACAAAGCCCGUGGAAAUAUCUGAAGACACUUACGAUCAGCGUCAGAACGGAACCGAGAACUACAGGAUUCACGUCGACGGACUGGUUGUUGUGGUGGCGCCUGUGGAGGCUCUUCUCCUUGCCGGAGGCAUCCCGGAUAAUUUUUCGAAUAUUCUCGCGCCUCCACCGGCCCCGGAGAAGCCCCUGGACAAGCCUCUGGACAAGCCUCAGGAGGAUGAGGGGCCCUUGAAACCGGUUGACAAGCCGAUCGAGGGGGAAAAACCUUUGGAUGUCAAGAAAAUUUCGCACAGGGGACAUUUGAAGCUUGUCAGCUUCCUGGCACCUCUCCUAAGACACAUUGGACAACAAUGAAGGGGUUUUAACAAUUUCUU